Molecule: messenger RNA, 1524 nt
Organism: Hevea brasiliensis (rubber tree)
Lineage: Eukaryota; Viridiplantae; Streptophyta; Magnoliopsida; Malpighiales; Euphorbiaceae
Product: protein CIA1-like
Exons: 10
Coding region: 281-1342 (353 amino acids)
Biological process (GO): iron-sulfur cluster assembly
Cellular component (GO): cytosolic [4Fe-4S] assembly targeting complex
Molecular function (GO): protein binding
Source: RefSeq, a predicted model, not a curated record
UAGGCCAGUCUCUGCCCCUCUCAUUAACGACUGAGCCGAUACGAGUCGGCCACACUUCUUGUCCGUUUAUUUAUCCUUUCCAAGUCGGCGCCCGUGUAAUACUUUCGACUACGCUCCAAUUUAUUUAUUUAUUUUUAGAUGACUUAAAGAAAAACAAAAAUUGAAGCAAACUUCAACUUCUUUACUUUUCUCUGUCACUCUUCGCUUCAUAAACUCUAUAGUUCGAUCGUCCAAUUUUCUCCGAUCAAACCUCGCUAUUUCUCUCUCUGCAAUUGUCGUCAUGGAUUUAGUCGACGGCAACUUCGAGCUCAGGGAGAUUCAGAAACUCCAAGGCCACAACGAUAGGGUUUGGAGCCUCGCCUGGAAUCUAGCUGCCGGAACUGGUGACAUCCGUCCGGUUUUCGCUUCUUGUAGUGGCGAUAAGACCGUUCGAAUCUGGGAGCAGAGCCCUUCCUCUAGCUCUUGGGACUGCAAGUCAGUUUUGGAAGAAACGCACACUAGAACUGUUCGAUCUUGUGCCUGGUCGCCAUCUGGGAAAUUAUUGGCCACUGCAAGCUUUGAUGCGACUACUGCCAUUUGGGAAAACAUUGGGGGUGAUUUUGAAUGUGUUUCUACUCUGGAGGGUCAUGAAAAUGAAGUCAAAAGUGUGGCCUGGAAUGCUUCUGGGUCUCUGCUUGCAACAUGCAGUCGAGAUAAAACUGUGUGGAUUUGGGAAGUAAUGCCAGGGAAUGAGUUUGAGUGUGCUUCAGUAUUGCAAGGACAUACACAGGAUGUUAAAAUGGUUAAGUGGCAUCCAAAUGUGGAUGUUUUGUUUUCCUGUAGCUAUGAUAACACCAUUAAGGUUUGGGCUGAGGAUGGUGAGGGUGAUUGGCGCUGUGUUCAAACCUUGGGUGAAUCCAGCAAUGGUCACACUUCUACCGUUUGGUCACUUUCUUUUAAUGCUGAAGGAAGCAAAAUGGUUACCUGUAGUGAUGAUCUUACCCUAAAGAUAUGGGAGACAGAUAUUGGAAGGAUGGUAUCUGGUGAUGACCACACACCUUGGAGUCAUGUUUGCACUCUCUCGGGUUAUCAUGAUCGAACAAUUUUUUCGGUUGACUGGUCAAGGGAAGGCAUUAUAGUCAGUGGAGCGGCCGAUGAUGCUAUUCGAUUUUUUGUGGAGAGCAAAGAUGGUUUGGUUGAUGGUCCUUCAUAUAGACUGCUGUUGAAAAGAGAAAAAGCUCAUGAUAUGGACAUAAAUUCAGUGCAAUGGAGCCCAGGGGAGAACCGGCUUCUUGCUUCCGCAAGUGAUGAUGGAACAAUAAAGAUAUGGGAGCUGGCAACUCUUGCUGAAACAUCUUUUUAAAGGUUUAUGAUGUUUAUGGUCUGAUAAAGUUGUAAAAACGCUCUUCUUCCCUCAUGGCCACAGGGCCUUUUUUUUCUUGUAAAAUCAAGAAAUUUGAUAUUUAUUAGGGAUUAUUAUUUAUCAGAGUGAUUGUUUAGCAAAAUUAUUGAUUAUUAUGGUAGAUAGUGUACAAUUUUGUAUUC